GAUAUUUUGGACGUCCAUCUUAAAGGAUUUGGUCAAUACUUAUACAGCAUUUUAUGAUUUUAUGCCAAGGAAAUAAUUUUCAAGAGCAAUAGUGAUGAAGAAAUCAAGAAAUGAAGAAAGAAUAAUGACACCCUCUUGAGCUGCGUCCACGCGUGUGCUUGCAUACAUGUUGUACAAGGAGCAUAUUGAACAAACAAAACAUGCUUGCUUACAACUACAGAAAGGUGAUCUAAUAUCUCUUGUUAUUGCCAUGGAGUGGAAACCAAACCAAAACGCUAACAAAUUGGAUCCUGUACGAGAAAUCCUCGCAAAACUAGACGCUAAGCAAACCAGGACAGGUCUUUCUUUAUACAGUCAAGAGCAACGACAUGGUUCCAGUCCAGCAAUAGUAUCUCCGAAUAGGACAGGAAGCUCACCCAAUCUGCAAGACGAUGUUUACAAAAAGGAUUUUUUUCCUAAUCUAAAGGCUGCRAGAAAAAAGGCACAAGAUAGGAUCACAGCAGGAGAGCUAACUGAUCAACAUCACUUCUCCGUAAAAAGACCGGCUAGGACGAAAAAGAUUCCCCAUAGGUUACCAGAAGCUGCGGAUCAAAUAUCCCAACCAUUAGCACGCAGCAUAGACAGACAUGAUGACAGGAUCAACCUGCCAUACACCAUUCCUGACACUCAAUUUGACAAAGACAAGAUUGAUAUCAAUAUCAACCCAUUUGGAUACAACAGAAGGACGCUGGCCUUUGAUGAACGGAAUAUUAAUUAUGUGGUGGAGUGGCCAGAAACUUGGCCAUUCAAAAUUAUGAGUUUUCAAGAAAAGACAAAACAAGCAAAAAGAAUACCAAAGAGAAUACACCGACCAAAAGAUCCUGAUUUCUCUCAAUUCAUUCCUCGUGACACUCAAGCAUUCCCAUGGAAGGACCCAAUASACCAAGCCAGGGUUCUUGCUCCGGUCGACCAUCCCACCAAACCACCUGUCUUCCCAACAAGACCCUUUGUAGAAUCUGCUGUAAAACGAAGCAGGAAAAUUCAUUCCAAAAAAGAGUUAAGAAGAUUUGUGUUGACAAGCCRAGAACGUGAAUUGCAUUUCAGUUCUCAAAGUGGGGAUCCUCUGGGAAGAGAAGAGAGUGAGUUUGCUGACCUUGGCAAGAGGAUAGAUGUGGAGGAGGAGGAUUAUCACCACCAGCCACAUCGAGAAACAGAAAGCGAACGAGUAGACAGCGUACCAACAUCAACACCAGUMCCCAACGUCCACCCAAAAGAACCUGAUAACGAGGCCAAGGUCGAACGAGAAGCCAAACAAGUGCUAAAUGAYAUUGUCAAUCAAGUCAUCACUGAGGAUAAUGCUCCUAUAUGACAAUUAGCCCUGCGUGAUUUGAGAAAAGUUUGUUGUGAUUCAUACCGCUGGCCAAGUACUAAGCUACCGUCAUCUCAUUCGAUUAUGACGUCAUUUUAAGGUCGUCCCCAAUUUUGUCACGUGACGAAAUAAACUUUUAGUUAAGCAAGAUUUUGGUUGAUUAGCAUCAAACUCUUGGGCCAUAUCCCCAAAAUUAUGUUAAAUGAUUCUUUCCCGACAAUUAUAUUUUAUUUAUUUUUCCCUCUUGCAUACUUCUUAUACGUUAUGUUAAGACCAAUUUUUGGGCCCAUAUAUGUUUUUUCUCAGGUACCUUGAAAAUUUGAAAUCAUGAAUGAAAAAUAAAUGAAAGUUUGAAAGAGAUAGAUGGAUGAAAACUUUUCACGAAUCACGUGGGAUUUCGAUAAGUGCGAAAUAAACCGCACUAUAUGCAGAUGCAGUGUAAAUAUACAAAGUAAAUAUUGUUGAUUUUGAACGUAAAUACGUGAAAGAUUAAAAUACAAACCGUGUUACUGACAAGGCGCGCAAUAGACCUCUUGCAUGUGACGUCAAAGCAGCUCUWUUUGGAGGACAAAACGAAAUAAUCUCAAUCUCCAGAGAAUUGGAAACAUAUUGUUAUAUCCUCCAAAUUGAGCUGUAUUCCGUCGUACUGCAAGAGGUUUAUAUGCAUGAUGACCGUGCCCGUGUGUCUUAAGAAAUCUGUAGCUAUGAUAUUGGGUUUAGGAUAAUAAAGUAAUUACAAAAUAUUAA
Messenger RNA from Actinia tenebrosa (Australian red waratah sea anemone), 2095 nucleotides. RefSeq lists its product as uncharacterized. Lineage: Eukaryota; Metazoa; Cnidaria; Anthozoa; Actiniaria; Actiniidae. The record is from RefSeq and is a predicted model, not a curated record.